Messenger RNA from Grosmannia clavigera kw1407, 1347 nucleotides. RefSeq names its product translation elongation factor. Gene Ontology annotation, cellular component: mitochondrion. Gene Ontology annotation, molecular function: GTP binding; translation elongation factor activity; GTPase activity. Gene Ontology annotation, biological process: mitochondrial translational elongation. The record is from RefSeq and is a predicted model, not a curated record. Bases 1 to 1347 code for a protein of 448 amino acids. The transcript has 3 exons. NCBI's taxonomy places the organism in Eukaryota, Fungi, Ascomycota, Sordariomycetes, Ophiostomatales, Ophiostomataceae.
AUGGUUUCUCCGUCGGUCCGGACGUGGGCACCGCUGCUGCGGACGGCCCGCGUGGCCCUCCGGACGCCGGCUCGCGGUAGCCCGUUGGUGACGAUGCAGCGUCAAACCGGCACCGCGUCACCGAUCCUCAGCUUCUGCCGGACAUACGCCGUGUACGAGCGGUCAAAGCCGCAUGUCAACAUUGGCACAAUCGGCCACGUCGAUCACGGCAAGACCACGCUGUCUGCCGCGAUCACGAAGCGCCAGGCCGAGAAGGGCAUGGCCAACUUCCUUGACUACGGCUCCAUCGACAAGGCUCCCGAGGAGCGCAAGCGUGGUAUCACCAUCUCCACGGCACACAUUGAGUACGCGACCGAGAACCGGCACUACUCUCACGUCGACUGCCCCGGUCACGCCGACUACAUCAAGAACAUGAUCACGGGCGCUGCGAACAUGGACGGCGCCAUCAUUGUGGUGGCCGCAUCGGACGGCCAGAUGCCGCAGACCCGCGAGCACCUGCUGCUGGCUCGCCAGGUCGGCGUGCAGAAGAUUGUGGUGUUCGUCAACAAGGUGGACGUGAUCGAUGACCCGGAGAUGCUGGAGCUCGUGGAGAUGGAGAUGCGCGAGCUGCUGACGACAUACGGCUUCGAGGGUGACGACACGCCCGUCAUCAUGGGCUCGGCUCUGUGCGCGCUGGAGAACAAGCGGCCGGACAUUGGCAAGAAGAAGAUCGACGAGCUGCUGGCUGCCGUUGACAGCUGGAUCCCUACACCGCAGCGCGACCUGGACAAGCCGUUCCUGAUGUCGGUCGAGGACGUCUUCUCGAUCGCCGGCCGCGGCACCGUGGCCUCGGGCCGUGUCGAGCGCGGUACGCUCAAGAAGGACACCGACGUCGAGAUUGUGGGCAAGGGUCUUGAGGUGAUCAAGACCAAGAUCACCGACAUCGGGACGUUCAAGAAGUCGUGCGACGAGGCGCGCGCCGGCGACAACUCAGGCCUUCUGCUGCGUGGUGUCCGCCGCGAAGACGUGCGUCGCGGCAUGGUCAUCUGCAAGCCCGGCAGCGUGUCGCCGCACUCGCAGUUCCUCGUGUCGCUGUACGUGCUGACCAAGGAGGAGGGUGGUCGCCACACCGGCUUCCACCAGAACUACCGCCCGCAGAUGUACCUGCGGACGGCCGACGAGUCCUGCACCCUGACCUUCCCUGAGGGCACCGAGGACGCCGACUCCAAGAUGGUGAUGCCCGGUGACAACGUCGAGAUGCUCGUCACGCUGCACUCGCCGCUAGCUGUGGACAACGGUCAGCGUGUCAAUGUGCGCGAGGGUGGCCGGACUGUCGCUACGGGUAUCGUAACGCGGAUCCUAAAGUAG